Ostrinia nubilalis (European corn borer) is the source of this 919-nucleotide messenger RNA. RefSeq names its product protein tyrosine phosphatase domain-containing protein 1-like. Lineage: Eukaryota; Metazoa; Arthropoda; Insecta; Lepidoptera; Crambidae. Gene Ontology annotation, cellular component: cytoplasm. The coding region runs from base 41 to 919 and encodes 292 amino acids. The transcript has 6 exons. Gene Ontology annotation, biological process: protein dephosphorylation; cilium assembly. The record is from RefSeq and is a predicted model, not a curated record. Gene Ontology annotation, molecular function: protein tyrosine phosphatase activity; protein tyrosine/serine/threonine phosphatase activity.
UCCAAAAUUAAAUGCUACGUCUUUUCUGCUGUCGCUACCAAUGUUUGGACAGCGAAUUGUUUGCUUGUGGGACCCACAUCGCACAAAGAAAGCCGGAGUCACCAUUCCCUCAUUUGCAUUAAGCGUUUCAGGCCAAACGCACGUAAUGUCGAAGCUAAUGUUCAACAAGGACCGCCGUAAGUCCAGCAUCAACUUCGUGAACUUCCGACGCUUCCAUUUUCUGGACAGAAGCCGCGAGUCCCGUCGCCGCAUCAACCACCCUCCCACCGCUCUAUACAGCACGAUCGGCGAGCGCGUGCGAACGAGCACUCCUUCGGCUCUCCAGUGCGCACUGUUUUGUGGAGGCUCCCGAUGCCAGUAUGAGCAGCCACAGCCUCGCAACGCUGCUGUACAAGGGCUUUAUUCCGACUGGAUCACGGACGACAUUCUGGCGAUGGCGCGGCCGAGCACCGCGAGCAUCGCCGCCAGAAACAUUAUUCAACAGUUCCACAGCUGGGGCAUCCGCACGGUGAUCAACCUGCAGACGCCGGGCGAGCACGCCAGCUGCGGCCCGCCGCUCACCAAGUCCGGGUUCACCUACGACCCCAACGUCUUCAUGGCCAACGACAUAUACUAUUACAACUUCGCGUGGCCCGACUACGGGGAGGCGACUCUGAGCGGCCUGCUGGACAUGGCCAAGGUGCUCUCCUUCGCCCUGCAGGAGGGCCGGGUCGCGAUACACUGUCACGCAGGUCUAGGCAGAACCGGCGUGCUAAUAGCCUGCUACCUGGUCUACUCUCUCCGGGUGCGCGCCAACGACGCCAUCCGGCUGGUGCGCAAGAAGCGGCCGCGGUCGGUGCAGACGUCUGGCCAGAUCCUCUGCGUGCAGCAGUUCGAGCACUAUCUCCUGCCGCAGACUGUUGUGUUCAGCUCUAAGUGA